GUAAAAUCAAGACGAGGUGAAUCAAUAGACAAUCAGGGGGAACUAGAAGAAAAAAAGAAAACUACAAAAUCAGAAACAGCAGAAAGGGAAAGCUAGAGAUCAGCAGGGAACAGAAACCGGUGGAGGCGUCUUAUAGAAUGCCAUGCUAAAUAUUGCAGGUAAAACAAAAGUCUGCUAUAACCACUUUAUUCUGGGGGUUUAGUGCACAUUUUUUUGUUUUUAAUCUUAUAUAAGGACAUUUUUAACUUAGAGAGGGCAUAUAGGCUGAGAAUCUGGGGGCAACAUACAAUUACUUGUUAUAUAGUCAGGGUUCCCAGGUCUACAGCCCUAUUCCAUGGGCUCCUCAUCGCUAGUUCCAUGUUGAGAGAGCAGAAGGCCUAUAGACAAGAGGUAUGGAGACUCAUCAUCCUGGAGCAUUUUUGCUCCCAUCCUACUCUGAAAUGAAAUCUUCUGGAUGCCAGUUUCCAACACAUACUCCCUUCCACAAAUUAAACCCCAAUGUAUUAGGAUGUCAUCUACCAUCAGGGACACCACACGGCAUUUCAGACAUACUUAGCAGACCACUGCCUGCUUCACAUAGCGGGAUGUUCCCAGGAUACCCCACGGUGCAAGGAUAUGGAAGUUCUUCAGUACCGGGGACUUGUUACGGAGAACAGGGCAACAUUUUGACAAAGAGUGGGACCCCGUACACCAACCAGAGUCAAGGAGGUUGGACAGACAUCGAACAGGACUGGAGAGGAGGGAAUCCAGCUCUAAGCAGUGCAAGCAACACAGAAGGGUCUUCUCGAAAGAAGCACACACGUCCCACGUUCACAGGCCACCAAAUCUUUGCUUUAGAAAAGACGUUUGAGCAGACAAAAUACCUAGCGGGUCCUGAACGAGCGAGGCUAGCCUUCAGUCUUGGAAUGAGCGAGUCCCAAGUUAAAGUUUGGUUUCAAAACAGACGUACUAAAUGGCGUAAGAAAAGCGCUGUGGAAACGCCAGGGCUUCCGUCUCUGAGUACACGAGCCCCCGGAGACCUAAUCCCAUCUGACAAUGAGGAUGAUGAAUACAGCAAACCGUUGGAUCCUGAUUCAGACGAUGAAAAGAUCCGCUUGUUACUUAGAAAACACCGUGCAGCCUUCUCUGUGCUGAGUCUGGCCACCCACAACCUGUAACCAUAACCCAACUAUUGUUACUUACCCCAGAACCCUGUAUCACUACACCUGCACCACCAACCCAUUGCCAAAAAGGGUAUAAUUCCAUUUUAAGACUUAUGAUUUGCCCUCUGUUAUUUUCUGGAUUUAAACAACCUUAACUACAAAGACAUUAUUCAUUCCCUUUCCAAUGUUGUAUUUAUUUACCCUGACAUUUACUUUGUAAUACUGAAUUUAUUUCUGCCCCACACA
This is a messenger RNA of Xenopus laevis (African clawed frog), 1388 nucleotides long. It is a transcript of the gene nkx6-3.L, whose product is annotated as NK6 homeobox 3 L homeolog. Gene Ontology annotation, molecular function: DNA binding; DNA-binding transcription factor activity, RNA polymerase II-specific; RNA polymerase II cis-regulatory region sequence-specific DNA binding. Lineage: Eukaryota; Metazoa; Chordata; Amphibia; Anura; Pipidae. Gene Ontology annotation, biological process: regulation of transcription by RNA polymerase II; cell differentiation; regulation of DNA-templated transcription. Gene Ontology annotation, cellular component: nucleus. The record is from RefSeq and is marked provisional.